Rhopalosiphum maidis (corn leaf aphid) is the source of this 568-nucleotide messenger RNA. RefSeq lists its product as uncharacterized. Lineage: Eukaryota; Metazoa; Arthropoda; Insecta; Hemiptera; Aphididae. The record is from RefSeq and is a predicted model, not a curated record. The transcript has 3 exons. Bases 134 to 487 code for a protein of 117 amino acids.
UAAAACCGAAUAACUAGGUACGUAACAUCGCGAUACGUCAUAGUCACUAAUCAGUGAGUUAAUAUUCUCACUUUCUUCCCUCUAUUUCUCCACGUAUCUUGAGUUCCAAUAGUGAAUUUUAAAAGACGUCAAAAUGAUUGCCACACAGAUCUUUAUAUCAAUGGUUGUUUUAAUUUCUUCCGUCCAUUUUAUAACCUGUCCAGCUGUUGCUAGUGGUGGUGCAACGAAACCAAAUAUGAGUCAAUUUGCAGUUGUAAGUGAUAAACCAGACACUACCCCGGAUAUGCUGCUCGAAGGAGAAACGCAUGAAUCAAAUAUUGGACAGUCAUUAGUUUCAAAAAAAGUUCGUACUGCGAUGUCUAAAUCUGUUGGUUUUCUACUCUGGCCAGUAAAGAAAUCGUGGAAAAUAAUCAAGGGCUUUAUGCCGAUACGCCGAAAUAUGAGUAUUGUUCCAAAAAAUAUGGUGAAUGGAGAAGUAAUAAAUUAAUAUGGAAUAAUUAAGAUUUAAUUUGUAACUUGUUAUUUUACAACUAUAUUAAAAUCAGUAUUAAUAAAUAUUAAUAAUAAA